AUGGAGAAAUUCGACCUCAAAACUGCGGUCCACCUCUUACCUGUAAUGACGGGAGAGGAAGAUAUUACAAAAAAGCUAAUUGAUUCUAUCGAAUUAUACAAAUCAAUGUUAGAUCAGGACAGUAUUUCUAAGUUAGUUAAUUUCGUACUUAAAACACGGUUAUCCGAAAGUGCUAAAUUGCGAAUGGCACAAUCAUACACAAAUUGCGAAUCGCUUAUUUCAGACCUUAAAAAUAAUUUCCUGACCAAAAAGUCAAGCACAGCUAUACACAGUAAUUUGAUGGAAGCAAAGCAGCAUUCACUUUCUAUUGAUGAAUUUGGUACAAAAAUUGAGCAAUUAUUUGUCGAUUUAACGGUUUCUCAAGCUGACGGUGAUCAAAAUGCGUAUAAGGUACUGAAAACCGUCAACGAAAAGUUGGCAAUAAAAAGGUUCACCGAUGGGUUGCGGAACCCAAACUUAGGGCUCAUACUCUCAGCUAGGAACCUUCCAACAUUAAACGACGCAAUUCAGGCCGCAAAGGACGAGGAGAUAUCGUCCACAAGAGGUAUCGACGAGCCUUCAAUCUUCGUCAAUCAAAGAGGUUUUCCAGGUCAAUCGUACCACCCACGCGCAGGCCGUGGUUUUUACAGCCCGCGUAGGGGAAUGACCAGCAAUAUGGACAUGCGGUAUUCGUACGACAAGAACCGGGCCUUGCGAGGUACGUACGCUCAGAAUAAUAUUGGUCGCGGGUUAAGUAAUCCGAGCCGAGGAUUCUAUAGAGGCAGAUCCGGUUACUCAUUUAACCGGGGGUAUAGUAGGCAGCCAAACAUAUAUGUAGCAGAGGAGCAGGAAACCCAACCUUCGACAUCUAAUAAUGACAAUCGGGAAACUCAAAAUACAUCUGAAAACCCGAGUUACGAUUUUUUUCGUCCCUAAAUCG
Messenger RNA from Cydia pomonella (codling moth), 919 nucleotides. RefSeq lists its product as uncharacterized. The record is from RefSeq and is a predicted model, not a curated record. The coding region runs from base 1 to 915 and encodes 304 amino acids. The transcript has a single exon. Lineage: Eukaryota; Metazoa; Arthropoda; Insecta; Lepidoptera; Tortricidae.